AUGGAUGAAGAGAUCCCCAGUAUUCCAGUAACGGAUGAUGAAGUUCAAACGCUUCGAGGACAUGUACAGCAAUUGAACAGUGUCAACGCAAAUACCGAAAACAGCAGUUUAAACGCCGAGAAUAUUGGUCUGGUCUCAAAUUCGGGUGAGGACGUCAAUUUCAAGAAGCAAGUGAUUGGACUACUUACAGCACUGCGCAAGUAG
Messenger RNA from Phytophthora nicotianae INRA-310, 204 nucleotides. RefSeq lists its product as hypothetical. The record is from RefSeq and is a predicted model, not a curated record. Lineage: Eukaryota; Oomycota; Peronosporomycetes; Peronosporales; Peronosporaceae. The coding region runs from base 1 to 204 and encodes 67 amino acids. The transcript has 2 exons.